Molecule: messenger RNA, 1704 nt
Organism: Adineta steineri
Lineage: Eukaryota; Metazoa; Rotifera; Eurotatoria; Adinetida; Adinetidae
Source: the annotation of a GenBank genome assembly
AUGGAAAAUUAUAAAAUAGCAAUUACAAUUUUCUUAUUAUCAUUUGGAUGUUAUUAUUUAUUAAAAACUAAUAAUGAUCAGAGUAUUAUUAUUACAAUAAAUUAUUUAAAAAUAUUCUAUACAUUAAUUAUAAGUAUCGUAUUAGGGUUAUUAUUUAAAUUAUUUAAUAAAUAUUAUAAUAAUAAUAAUAAUAAUAAGAUCGAAUUGAAAACAAAUAUCGAAGAUAAAUAUGUAAAACGUAUAGAACGAAUGAUUAAUAGAUGGAGUGGUAAUAAACAAGAAGUUAAUCGAACAAAUUCACCUAAUGUAAUCAUACUUAAUCGAAAUUCUACUACUGAAAAUAAUUCAUCAUAUUAUAAUGAACCGGCAAAAUCGAUUCCAAUCUUUGAAGAAUGUGAUGUAUUAGUUGUAGGUGGUGGACCAUCUGGUAUAUCAGCUGCUUUAGCAGCUAAGCGAGCUGGUGCUGAUACUAUUCUUUUAGAAAAAUUUGGUUGUUUUGGAGGAGUUAUUACAACAGUUGGAAUGGAAACGAUAGGAUGGUAUAGAUAUGAAGGUACAAUAGAAUCACAAGGAGGUAUUGGUAUUGAAAUGGAAAAAAUUGCAGAAAAAAUGGGUGGAACUAUUAAAUGGCCAUAUAAUGAUAGUCAAUGUUUAGAUGCUGAUUAUUUUAAAAUUGUUGCCGAUCAUCUUAUAACAGAAGCUGGUGUUCGACCUAUUUUACAUAGUGUAGCUGUUGAAGUUCUUCAAGAAAAUAAUCAAAUUAUUGGAGUUAUUACAGAAAGUAAAUCAGGUCGAUUAGUAAUACGAGCAAAACGAAUUAUUGAUUGUACAGGAGAUGCUGAUAUUGCACAUUUAGCUGGUUGCAGUUAUCAUAAAACUCCUAAAGAUGAAAUGUUAGGAGUCAGUACUAUAUUUUCUUGUUCAAAUGUUGAUAAACAACGAUUUCUUAAAUAUACUGAAGAUAAUCCAGCUACAUAUGCUGAUUGGGGAGGUUUUUGGACACAAGAAACAUCUGGCAAAGAAAAUCAAUUACGAACACCAUAUUUAGAUAAAGAAUUUCGAAAAGCAGUAGAACUUGGUAUUAUUCCAAAAACAUCAAGUAUUGGUGGAUCAUGGUCAUCAUUAAGUGAUGCUGGUGAAGCUACUAAUCUUAAUUUAGUUUAUAUGACUAAUUAUGAUUGUACAAAUGUUCGAGAUUUAACAAAAGCUGAAAUGGAAGGAAGACAAGAAACAUUAAAUGCAAUACUUGCAUUAAAACAUAUUGUUCCUGGUUUUGAAAAAGUUAAAUUAAGAAAUUUUGGUAUGACACUUGGUUGUCGAGAUUCAAGAAAAAUUAUUGGACGUUAUAAUUUAACUGAAUAUGAUGUUAAAAAUCAAGCAAAAUUUGAUGAUAGUAUUGGAAUAUUUCCAGAAUUUAUUGAUGGAUAUAAUAUUAUUAUUCUUCCAACAACAGGACGUUAUUUUGAAGUACCAUAUGGUUGUUUAUUACCAUUAGAAAUAGAUAAUUUAUUAGUUGCUGGACGAUGUGUUGCUGGUGAUAAAAUAUCUCAUGCAGCAAUGAGAAAUAUGGCUGCUUGUACGGUUACAGGACAAGGUGCAGGUGUUGCUGCAGCAAUAUCAAUAAAACAUAAUGUAACAACAAGUCAAGUUGAUAUUAAUUUAGUUCAAGCGGAAUUAAUUCGACAAGGUGUUAGAUUACAUUGA